Dimorphilus gyrociliatus is the source of this 1436-nucleotide messenger RNA. The record is from the annotation of a GenBank genome assembly. NCBI's taxonomy places the organism in Eukaryota, Metazoa, Annelida, Polychaeta, Dinophilidae.
GUUUAGAUUUCGUAUCUUAUUCAUUUUACAGCGAUAGUAGAAUGUCUUGCCUCCGAAAUUUCUUAAUUACUCCAAUAUUUUGUAUUGUUGUAGUUAUUGCAAGUUUAGGUUUAUUAAAGUGCUUUUCCCCAGCUGUAAAACCUGAAAUUGCAGAAGAUGGCUGGUGGGCUUUGGAAGAAAAACCGAAAGAUUACCCAAACUUUCUUAAAUUUCAACCAGAAGAAUUCAAAAUUAAGUUUGAAGAUCACAUGAUUAAGGACCUAAAAGAAAGAUUAAGCAAAACAAAAUUUGCUUCACCCUUGGUUGAUACAAAGUUUCAUUAUGGAAUAAAUAUAGAACAUUUGAAAUCAAUUUUACUAUAUUGGCAAAAUGUCUAUGAUUUUAAGAAAUAUGAAAAUGAAUUGAACAAAUUUUCUCAUUACAAGGUUGAAAUUGAAGGCAUAAAAGUUCACUUUUUAAGAGCAAAAACAACUGCAGCUAAAAAUGUGAAGCCUAUUUUACUUAUACACGGAUGGCCUGGAUCUAUUUGGGAAUUUUACAAAAUGAUACCAUUACUUUUGGAAAAUGGAAGCUUCGACAUUAUUUGUCCAUCUAUACCAGGAUAUGGUUUUUCAGAAGCUCCUCACAGACAAGGAUUCAAUGCUCUUGAAACUGCUCGCAUAUUUCGAAAAUUAAUGCAUAUACUUGGAUACGAGAAAUUUUACGUGCAAGGCGGCGAUUGGGGAUCACUCAUUGCCAGUUUACUGUCUGCGGCUUAUCCGAAUAGUAUCGAAGGUAUGCACGUAAACAUGGGGAUACCUGCUUAUGCAAGAAAGUCUGCCCUGAUCAAAUACUACUUGUCACAAUUGUUUCCUAGUUCCUUUUUGGACGAGAUUGACAGUGCCAAAACAACAUUUAUAGGAUCGUUCUUUAAUGUACUACUGGAAACUGGUUAUUUCCAUAUCCAAGGCACGAAACCAGACACAGUUGGUGUUGCUCUACAAGACUCUCCUGCCGGAUUGGCAGGCUAUAUCUUGGAAAAGUUUUCUACUUGGACAAAUAGUUCAUAUAAGGACCUUUUCGACGGUGGACUAACAAAAAAAUUUACACUGGAUGAACUAUUGACAAAUAUAAUGAUUUAUUGGAGUACCAACAGCAUUACAUCAUCUGUAAGAUAUUAUAAAGAAAAUAUUUGCAAUGAAGAUUUACAAUUUCGUUGGAGCUUAGUACCUAUUGAAGUGCCAAGCGGAUAUGCUGAUUUUCCAAAUGAACUUGUUCCCAUAACUAAACUUGGAGUGGAAACAAAAAUUGCAAAUCUCAUUCAUUUUGAACAUAUGGAAAGAGGUGGUCAUUUUGGAGCUUUUGAAGAGCCUGAAUUACUAAGUAAAGAUAUAAUAAAGUUUAUAAACAAAGUUGAACAGCUCAAAAAAGACGAACAAUUAAAAAAUUCUAAAUAA